CUCUCCCAGGGUAGAAGACCGUGCCGAUGCUCUCGGGGCAAACGUAUGUCCGCGAGCCUGCCGUGCCGACCCACUCGGCGGGCGGUGGAGAGCCCUCGACCUACUGACGUCCGCUUCGGGGUCCUCGCGUGGGGGUCCUCUCGACGGCGCGAGUGUAAACACACUCAACGACUAAGAUUUUGAUUAGAAUCCUGCAGUGACACGACAAGAUGUGCUAGAAGCCAAGACUCCGGCUUCCUUCCUCCUCGCUCUCGAAGUCUUCACACGACCUAGGCUAAGUCCCUCUCCCUGUGACUGUGUCUCAGGAAGGUGUAGCAUCUUUGGAAAGUGGAUCAGGAAUGUGUAUGUGAAAAUAUAUUCGUAAAGUGUAUCGUUAGACCUGUUUUUUUUUCAUAGAAGGUCUGUCUUUCUGUCUUACCUUCCUCCUCACUGGCUUGCCGAAGUCGAGAAGAAGAAGGAAAAGAAGAAGAUUGCGAAAAGAGACGUCCCCACGAAGAAGACAAGAAGGAAAACUCGAAAACACGAUAAAGAAAAAACACGACUGAAAAGGGAGAAAUCGAAUCAAGCGAUAAGGAGGUAUACAAAGAGUAUAUCACAAGUGCCAUUUUUUUCCUUAUUUUCUCCCCUUGCUCAUCAUGGCGAAGCUUCUUAACAUUUUACUCCAGAGGUCUGACGAGUCUAUUCCUUGGGGCUUCAGGCUUCAAGGAGGAGCUGACUACAAGAAACCCUUGACUGUCCAGAGGGUGACUCCGGGAACACUCGCCUCCCAGCACCUGGCAGCGGGUGACACCAUCCUUAUGAUCGAGGGCCACGACGCAAGAACCCUGUGCCACUUCGACGCGUGUGACCUCGUCAAGGCUGCGGGAAACAAGGUCGAACUCACCGUCAGAAAGAGCCAAAAUGAUGAAAGCAAAUGUAAUACUGUCAUCGACAGUGGCAAUUAUAGUGAAAGGAACCUGGUGGACGAGAACUACGAGAACCAGAGGAAGCUGGAGAAGCUGAUGAUCGAGGAGAGGGUCGCUGAGGAGGCCGAGAGGCGGCGCAAGAAGGGCCUGCAGAAGAAGACGUUUUCCCCGCCCUUCUCGAGCGCCCCGUCGGCCGCGCAGACGCCCCGCCAGCGCUUCUCCAUUUCCCCGCAGCGCCUGGCGUCUCCGCCCGCGCAGGCGCAGUCCCCCGUGCAGCGGUACUCCUCUCCGCCGCAGCUGCCGCUGUCGCCGGUGCAGCAGUUCAUGACGCCGCCGCAGGUGACCUCCCCCUCCGCCAAGUUCUCGUCGCCGCCGCCCACCUUCUUCUCGCCCGUGCAGUCCUUCUCGCCGCCGCCGCACCAGACGUCGACGCCCCUGCAGAGCGCCACGGGCUCGGUGUACUCCACGCCCUUGUUCUCGCCCACGCAGUUCGCGCAGGCGAGCGCGCCCCCGCAGCAGCCGGGGACUCUCAGCCCCACGCAGCUGACGACGAAGCUGCACCAGCUGCAGUCGCAGGGGCCGCAGAGGAAGUCGCUGAGCCAGACGACGCUCCAGCAGACCCACGGCGCCGCCUCCCAGAGCGUCUUCAGCUCGCACUCGACCUCGCAGGUGCCGGCGACCCAGAAGACUUUCCCGCAGAAGAAGGCCAAGGAGCCUCCCAUGGAGAUACAGGACCCGCAGCUCCUGACGGAGGAACAGAAGAGGAAGCAGCUGCAGCAACUGAUCCAGGAGAAGCGGCGCCUGGAGGAACUGAUGAUGGUGGCCAAGAGGAGGGAGUCGGCGAGCGAGCUGCCUCCGCCGGCGCCCAAGGAGCCUCCCGCCGCCGCCCCGGAGAUCACCUCACCGACGAUGAGGAUGAUCGAGCUGGAGGCUCAGGAGGCGUCGCAGCAGGCCGAGGCAGAGGAGUCGAGCUCCCAUCCCCUGGCGCGCCCCUCGGCCUUCAGCCCGUCGACUCUCCUGAAGCAGGAGGCGCUGACGAAGCGGAAGGAGGAGGAGGAGAGGAUCCGGGAGGAGAACCGCCGCCGCGACGAGCAGAUCCGGCGGAUGCAGGAGAAGAACCUGGAGGAGAAGCGCAAGAAGGGCGCCAUAAAGAAACACGAGAACUUCUCGGUGGACGACCUGCGGCGCGACCGCCUCCGCCACCACGACCUACGGCGCCUCAAGUCGGAGGAGCGGCGCCUGCCCGACCCGCCCUCCGACGCCGCCGCCGACAGGAGGCGCUCGGCCCAGGACGCGGCGUCCGGCGGCGGCAGCCCGCAGUGGAAGUCGGACCAGGACCUGGCCGACCUCGAGAAGAAGAAGCAGGAGGCGAGGCUGAAGAUCGGCGAGCAGAAGCGGCGCGACGACGCGCGGCACCUGCGGCUGCAGAGGAGGCAGUUCGAGGCCAUCGCGAUGCAGGAGAGGAAGAGAGUCGAGGAGAAAAGGAAGCAGGAGGAUAAAAAAAAAUUGCAGGAGCAGUUUAAAAAGGAUCAGCAGAGGAUCCAGGAGGAGAUGGUGAAGAAGGAGGAAGCGAAAAAGCAAGAAGAACGGAGAAAAGAAGAGGAAAAGAGAAUAGAAGAAGAGAGGAGAAUUGCACAACAGAGAAAACUUGAAGAACAGAAAGCAGAAGAAGCGAGACGCAAAGAAGAAGAGAAGCGUCUUCAAGAACAAAAGAAAAUUGAAGAACAAAAGAGAAAAGACGAAGAAAGACGAAUAAGGGAACAGAAAUUACUUGAAGAACAAAAGAAAUUAGAAGAACAAAGGAGAUUGCAGGAACAGAAGCGAUUGGAAGAACAAAGAAGGCGUGAAGAGGAACAAAAAAGACUAGAAGAACAGAGAAAAUUAGAAGAACAGAGAAAAUUAGAAGAAAAGAGAAGAUUAGAAGAACAGAGAAAAUUAGAAGAACAGAGAAAAUUAGAAGAACAGAGAAAAUUAGAAGAACAGAGAAAAUUAGAACAGAGAAAAUUAGAAGAAAAGAGAAGAUUAGAAGAACAAAAGAGAUUAGAACAGAAAAGACUGGAAGAACAGAGAAAAUUAGAGGAGCAGAGGAGACUGGAAGAACAAAAAAGAUUAGAAGAACAGAAGAGACUGGAGGAACAGAGAAGAUUAGAAGAACAAAAAAGACUGGAAGAACAGAGAAAAUUAGAAGAACAGAGAAGAUUAGAACAAAAGAGAUUAGAAGAACAGAAAAGACUGGAAGAACAGAGAAAAUUGGAAGAACAAAAGAGGAUAGAGGAACAGAAGAGACAGGAAGAACAGAGAAAACUCGAAGAACAAAGGAAAAUGGAGGAAAAACGAAGACAGGAAGAGGAGAGAAAGCGAGAAGCGGAGAAGAGGGCGGAAGAACAGAGAAGGAUUGAAGAACAGCUACGCGAAGAAGAGAAGAGAAAAUUAGAAGAACAAGUGAGACUCGCGGAGGAGGAAAGAAAACGGGAAGAACAAAGGAAACAAGAGAAACGCAAAGAGAAAAAGCGAGCGGAGGCCCAGAGGAGGGCGGAGGAGAAGAGGAAGGAGGAGGAGGAGAGGAAGAAGGAGGAGAAGAAGAAGGAGGAGGAGAAGAGGAAGGAGGAGGAGAGGAAGAAGAAGGAGGAGGAGGAGAGGAGGAAGGAGGAGGAGGAGGAGGACGAGGAGGAGGAGGAGAGGGCGCUGGCGGAGCGGAGGCUGCAGGAGGAGGCGUGGAUGAGGGAGCAGCAGCGCCGGGCGGAGCAGAAGGCCAAGAGGCGGUACGACGAGCGCGUGAGGAGCGAGGAACUGCGGCAGAAGGAGCGCAAGAAGAGCGAGGAGCAGGCGGAGGAGCAGCUGCGGCUGGAGGACAUGCGGCGCCAGGAGGAGGAGCGCAUGCGGCAGGAGGCGCAAAUCUACGAGAACUACCGCCGCCACCUGGAGGAGAAGAAGAAGUCGCAGUUCUACGACUCGGACGACUACGCCUCCGAGUGGGACCUGCCCGACGAGGAGGAGGAGGCGCCGCGGGAGGCCAAGGCGUCGCCGCACCAGGAGGAGAAGUUCGAGGAGCUGCAGGCGCAGAGCGAGGAGGAGCUGUACGAGGCGCAGGAGAAGUCCAUCCGCAACCUGGAGCGCCAGAUCCGCAAGCAGAGCGACCGCGAGAAGCGCCGCCGCACCGAGAAGCAGCAGGGCGCGCGGCGGCCGCAGGCGCAGCGGGCGCAGGAGGCGACGGGGCCGCAGCGCUGGCACUCGGCCAGCACGGGCGACCUGCGGGCGUCGCGCACGCUGCCCGUCACCAAGUUCAGCCCCGACCCCAUGGAGUUCGGCUUCCGACCCAUCGAGCGCCCGCACGCCAAGCUGUCCAAGUCCACGGGCAACCUCAGUGGCGGCGCGUCGGCGGCGGCCGUGGCGGCGGUGGCGGGCGCAGAGGCGGGCGCAGGCGCGGGCGCGGAGGCGCUCUCGGAGGCCGCCUUGGAGAUGGGCGGCGCGUGGGCGGCAGGCCAGCCACUCUCCACCAGCCUGGGCGACCUGCAACAGCAGGUGUCGAAGAAGCCGCCAUUACCGUCUUCGAAAGCGAAGGUCAAACUGCGCAACGCCUCCAGUGAGGAGAAUUUGGGGCGCACGCAGGCAACGCGGUUAUAUAUCGACGACCCUUACGACUAUUGCUCCGACGGCGAGGUACACUCAGACGACCCUCGGCGCUACACCUUCUCCGCUGGCGACGGCGACCUGCUGGAGCUGGAGGCGCCGCAGCUGGAGCUCGAAGGCGUCGACUACUCUCGCCUCCUGAGUGAAUAUUAUGCCGCCUAUUAUGAGGCCUAUUAUCAGAGCUACUAUAGGCGGCAGCAGAACGAGUUGAAAGGAGGCAAUAUGCAUGCAGGAGGCCCCCCGCCCCCCCCGCCGCCGCCGCCCAUCCCUGGCAUCACUCAGUCGACGCGACUUCCCUCCGAGAUCCCCGUACGCCCGCAGCCGAUGAAUCCGCCCGCAGCCCUCGCCGGCGCCAUGAUGAAGGAGAAAAAGCCCUUUACAUACACUCCCGGAGGACUCGACCUCUCAGAAAUCAAAUCCCCAAGGAUGCAGCGCCGCCUCUACAGGAAUGCGCAGUCAGAGGGCGUGCGGCCGUCGCCCUUGGCUGCGCAGCCCUCGCAAAAUGCCACCAAUGCCACGUCAGGGCAGUCGUCAGCGCCUCUGGGAAUGCCGGUCCAGGUUCUCCCUAUGCCGGGCAUGCACAUGGGGCCGCAGCAGCAACCUCAGCCACAGCCCAAGGAGCCUCCCAAGCCCAAGAAGAAUGUGUGUGGCCCUCCGCCUCCCCCGCCGCCCUUUGCUGUGUCGCCAAACUCUUCCUAUACUCCUUCUGUCGCUUCGCCUCCUGUGAUUACCUCCCCGCCCUUGGACUUCUCCCCUGUGGCACCUCUGCCCCAGAUGGCUAAGGAGCCAGGUCCUUCCAUACCCGCGGCUCCUCCUCUGCCCCUUCAGGUCCCUACUGCCAGAAGAGGGUCACUGAUCAUUUCCUCGCCGCCUUCUUCGCCGCUUGUCAGUAGUGAGUCCAGUGACUUCUCGUCGCCGCCUCCUCCACUCCCGCCGCCUCAGCCCGUGAAAGUGCCUGUCACUCCACCAGCUAUGCCGGCACCUUUCGAGCCUCCUUCAAUGCCUCCACCACAGCAGAAGCCAGUAAUCGAGCCUCCUUCGAUGCCUCCGCCACAGCAGAAGCCAGUAAUCGAGCCUCCACAAAUGUCUGCUCCGCCGCCCAAGGAAGAAUCUCCUGAAGAAGAAAUCUUUUCAGAUGAAGAAGAGGAAUUCAGCUCUGCAGAGGAGCCGGAGGUCAGCAAAGACGUGCUAGAUCUUGGCAGGCGUGCUUCAUUAAUAGAACCAGUGCUUUCAAGACCACUGGCAGCGGUAGAGCCACCAUUAACUCAGAGCAUUAAAGAACCAUCGCCAGUGCCUCAGAGCCCCUUCAAAGAACCAUCUCCUACGCCAUUAAGCCCCGUCAAAGAGUCCUUUACACCGUACAGUCCUGUCUCGGAACCAUUUUCUCCGCCACUGAUGCCGCUCAAGGAGCCAUCGCCCCUUCGACAGACUUCGAUAAAGGAACCAUCGCCUCUGCCCCAGAUGCCCAUCAAGGAGCCAUCCCCACUGCGCCAGGCCUCUGUGAAAGAGCCAUCGCCUCUGCACCAGAUGUCUAUGAAGGAGCCAUCUCCUCUGCGCCAAAUGUCCGUAAAGGAACCUUCACCUUUGCGUCAGUAUUCAGUGAAAGAGGCUUCACCAUUCUCCCCGGUUCUUAUGAAAGAUCCUUCACCUCUUCGCCAAAUGUCCGUGAAGGAGCCAUCCCCUCUACACCAGUAUUCAGUGAAAGAGGCUUCACCAUUUUCCCCGGUUCUUAUGAAAGAUCCUUCACCUCUUCGCCAAAUGUCCGUAAAGGAGCCAUCCCCUCUACACCAGUAUUCAGUGAAGGAGGCUUCGCCAUUCUCCCAGGUGCCUAUGAAGGAGCCAUCUCCUCUUCGCCAAGUAUCCAUGAAGGAACCGUCACCUUUCAAAGAAAUGUCUCCCUUGCCACAAACCCCGAUCAGAGAGCCUUCUCCAAUGGCCUACACUCCUAUUAAGGAAACGACGCCGCAAAGGACGAUGCUCAUCAACGAAAACAAUAUCAGGCAAGCACCUGUAAAGGAGAAAACGCCAGAGCUCCCGAAGCCGACAACUGCUCGACGAAAUUCAAUUGCCGAUGCUCUGACCCACCUCAUCGAGGAGCCCACCGUUAUCUUUGCUCCGCCAGCCGUUAAACAAAUGCCUGUCAGAGAGCCAACCCCAGUGAGACAGAUAGUCCGAGAGCCCACGCCAGUAAGGCAGGCCAUCCUUCAACAACCUGUGAUAGAACCUGCUCCUAUCAUCAAAAUGGAAGCUAAACAACCUGUAGUAAAACCAGGACCACAGCCUCCGGCAGCCGUCAGCCAGGCCUCAGUACCAGUAACUUCACCUGUCAAGAAUGCACCAACAGUUCAGGGAAGUCCAAAGAGGCAUUCGGUUCUGCCAGAACCAAUGCAGAUCAAUUACAUCCCCAUAGAAAAGAGCCCAGUAGUUAGUCAAGCACCAGCAACUCAACCCGCUGCAAAACCAAUGCCUGCUACUGUAAACAAACAGCCUGUAGCAAAACAAAUGCCUGCUCGUAUGCCUUCUCCUCCCCCAGGACCCGUUGCUACCCCAGCGUCUCAAAGCACAGCAGCACCACGACUUGUGCGCCAGUCGUCCCUUCCCUCCAAACCUUCCCCAGCUCAGGUCACAACUCCCCCUGCUCAAAAGGAACCCGUUUCUGUCGCUCCUGUUUCGAGUGACGAAGAUGCCGAAGCCGUACCCAGCGCCAGUGAAAGAGGAGAUCUACGGUCGAGUCCUACGUCAGGGUUGCACAAAGCUCCACUUCCUUGGAUGUGUGGAAGGCCCAGAGAACCGUCUCCGCCACCAUUGUUCGUCAUGCAGGCCCAACAAACUCAGAACAGAUUACAACAAAAUCGCAUAAUGAGACAGCGCUCAGUGGGCCCAGAGCCUUCCCACGCACAACCACAUGCUCAAGUGACCGUAACUUCACCCCCAGAGGUCCUCCAACACCCAGGAUUCUAUAGACAGCGUUCCUUGCCUCCCCCUCAACGAACUCAGCAGCAGCUGCCACAGCAAAUACCGCAGCCGAUUCCACAGCCGAUUCCGCUGCAAAUACCACAGCCGUUGCCACAGCCAAUACCACAGCAGAUGCCGCAACAAAAGAUGCCACAACAAAUACCCCAACCAAUGCCACAACCACUACCCCAACCUAUGCCACAACCACUACCCCAGCAGAUGCCACAACAAAAAAUGCCACAGCAAAUACCACAGCCGUUGCCACAGCAAAAGAUGCCACAGCAAAUGCCACAGAGGAUGCCACAGCAGCAGGCACAAAAACAAGCGCAGCCGAGCAGAAUACAGCCGACGCGGCCGCAGGCGCAGCCCACGUCGCCGCAGGUGCGCGACAUCCCCAUCAAAGUCCAGACGGCGCACCAGCCGCAGCCUCGCCCGCGGGAGCGUAUCAUUCCUAUUACCAUCGAGAGGGAUUCCCCGCCCAGGAGCACGGCCCCGACGUCCAUACCAAUCAAGACGCCGACGACCUCAGCGCAAGAACACAUCAUUCCUGUCCAUUUCGAGGGGACGCCCAACGCUGCGCCGAGACCCGGCUUCCAGCAGCCCAGGGCCCAGGCCCGGCAAAACGCACAGCCGCAGCCUAUGCAGCCCCAGCAGCCCCAACAACCCCAACAGCCCCAGCAACCCCAACAGCCCCAACAGCCCCAGCAACCCCAGCAACAGCAGAAUUGGGCCAACUCCCCAGGGGCGGCCUUCUCCCCUCCACAGUUCCCCUCGACGCCCCUCAGUGGAAACCCCAGUGGGGCAUUCACCCCGUACAACUCCCCAGCAGGAUUGUACUCGAACAACAAUGCCCUUGAUGCCCUACACCAGAUGCAGCAGAGCUUAGAGCAGCUCAACUCGGGUCUGCAGAAUGCGUUCCCAAGAUUCAUUCAGAAAAAAAUGUCGGACUCUAUAACAUCUCGGAAACAACCUAGCUCACAGUACCGACCUCAGCAAAACGGCAAUGGGGUGCCAGGAGCCCCAGGGGACGUCGCAGCCAAUGGGGGAGACUUCGCCCCAGUGCAGUCCCGUUCCUUUAGGGUCCUGCAGAACGUCCUUGACCAUCAGGAUACCGUAGACGGUCCAUCCAAUGGUGCUCCAUUGAAAGUAGAGGUUCCUUUAGGAUCCCCAAGUAGAGGGCAAAAUGGGUCCGUAAUCCACUCCCAACCCAAGGGCCCAGGUUCAAAUUUUAGAAGCGUUAUUAACAACAAAGGUGGAGUCACAGCCCAGCAGAACAGAGGAGUCUGGAUUGACACCCCGCAGCCAUACAGUAAUGAAUCAAAGAUCAUACAGAAUAAUCAUGAACAGAGGUCCCCCAGCAUUGGUACAAAAGACCUGCCAAAUAGUUUCAAAAACAAAGUGCAGGUCUCUGUUCAUAAUGAUGAGACCCGAAGCAGGGGUGGUCACUAUUCCAACAGAAAUGCCUGGGCUCCUCCAAAGACUGGUUCAGAUGAUGAAAUCUCCAAUUAUAUGCAAGCUCAUGCCCCAGUGUACCAUGGAGAGUUCCAACCUCCACCAAAACAAUAUAGGCCUAAGCCAAAUCAGCAAAAUACUGUUUAUCAGCUAAAUAAACAGCCUAUAAAACAAAACCAGGCACAGCCACAGCAGCAGUUCCAACCACAGCAACAGCAGCAGCAACAGCCCCAGUCUCAUCUGAAUCAGCAGCAACAUGCAAAGUUGCCUCAGCAGUACCAUCAGCCCAUGCCUUUUGAAAUGAAGCAAUUAAGUGAGUCGAAACCUAGCAAUAGUCCAUCAUCCUCGAAGUUUUUCCGAAUGCUACAGACGAUCACUGAUACUUUGCCUGAAGGAGCUGAACCCCAGGGACCUGUCCACAUCCCCAACAUUAAACCACAACAGAAGGUGCAGCAGUUCCAACAGCCCCAGCAGUUCCAACAACCAGAUGGUCUGAACAGUUCGGCACCCUCAGACCAGACUGUCCCUGAGCCUAAGAAGUACAUGGGAGGUAAUAUUCCUUCUCGCUCCUUCAGGAUGCUUCAAGCCAUGACAGAUGCUGAUGAUGCCUCAGACGCCGGAGAACCUGCCAAAGUGUCAGAGGUUCCCAGCCCGCCUGGUGAUGACCAAACGCAUGCAGCCAGUCAGACCCCACCUCUUGAGUCCACAAAUAUCACUUCUCCAUCUGUUCUUUCUCCUUCCAUAACACUGACUGAAACCAAUGACACUUCCUCCGAUAGUGGAAUUUCAUCUCCAUCCAAAAUUUCCCCUUCGUACACCACCACUAAAGACAGCAGAGUUUAUAGGAAUGUUGCUCCCAAAAUAACCUUCACUGGGCAGAGGAAUGCCCAUGUUGUCAACUCUGCUCUCAGUAAUGCCAGAGACCCUUCGUCUCCUUCCUCUCCAACAUGGAAGUGUCCGAGUUUCUCUCAUUCUCCUCGGUCUCACUCGCCUGUUUGCCAGUCACAGUCGCUGCCUAAAUCUGCUGAAGAUGAACAUGAUUCUGGAUCUGACAGUCCAAGGCUGAUGAAGAUCAUACGGCAAGAAUCUACAAGUCCACAGAACACUGAGAGGCGCUACGAGGGUGCACACAUUCCUUCACGAGUUUUCCGUCACUUGCAGACUGAGUACCCAGCAUCGUCAAAUGAAAACAAUGAACUUCAAGAGCCCAAAUCAAGGGUUAAUUCCAAAAGUCCAUCUCCUCGUUAUGAUGGAAGUCCAAUACCCCCGAGGGUAUUCAAGUCACUGCAGAAUGAGACCAAUUCAAGCUUUGAUUCUGAUACCACUGAUGGCGACACUCCUUCAAGAGCAUCAAGCUCGUUUGCGGAACUAGAGGAGUACUACCAUAAUGGGGUGUCCAACACACCUUGCACCAAGGAUACUGUGUUGAAAGAGCUGACAACUCAGUUUGAUAACACAGGUUUCAAAAAGAAGCCAAGAGCUGCGCCAGGAAAGGUCUUCCGGUAUUUACAGACCCAGUAUGAUACUACAGCAGAUCCCCAGCCAGAACCACAGCCUGAUAAUUUGCAGACACCAAGUGAUGAGUCCCCAGGCUUUGGUUACCGAGGCUCAAAGGUCCCUUCACCCUCAUUCAGGUUCUUGCAAAAUCAGUAUCACCAACAGCCGGAUGAGGAGAUAGCAAAGGAUAAUGAGCCGCUCACACCCGACGCCCCUGCGCAUGAGGUAGAGCCCACACCCUACAGAGGAGGCCGAAUUCCUGGAAAAACAUUUAAAUUCCUUCAAGACAACAUCACCACUCACCCAUCUGUCCUUCAGGCAAAGAAGUAAAUUAUUUGCCAAUGCAGAAGAAAAAAGGAGAAAUUUUCCCAUAAUUUUGUGUUUAUAAUGGAUGUAUAAACUAUUGCAUACAUUGUAGUUUCUGAUAACUUUCAGGUGGAAAGAUGUAUCAUUCCACAAUAACUUCAGGAACUUGCAAGAUAGGAAUUUAAACAAAGUUCCACCAAGGGGACCAAAUUAAUGCAUACUAUUAUUGCAGAAAAGUAAUAUGAGUAAGUCUCAGAAUAACCAGACCUGUAUGAUACCAACACAUUCAUAUUUUCAUUUCUUGUGCAGCAUUAUAAUACAAACAGUAAUAGACUCUUCAGAACAUUCUAAUUGAUGAAACAUUGCACUGAACCUCCCACCCCAGUAUGAUGAGUGAUUUGAAUUUGGACAACAUGACUAUCAUGUGCUUCAGAAUGGCCCCACCUUAUUUACAGAAACUUGCUACAGUAACUUUGUCUUCCUAAGAGAUGGCACAAGUAAGCUUUCAGAAUUGUGAGUUGUCAUUUUUGAUAAUUUUAUAUUGCAUUGUAUUUAUUACAUUUACUAUGUACACAAAUAAGUAGUUUGUUGUCUAAGAUAUAUUAAUCUAUGAUACAAUGGUAUGUCUACUUAUGUAGACAUGUACAUUAUCACAAGAAAUCUUAUUUUUUUAUGAAACAUAAUCAUGUAUUAUAAAUGUGCUUAAUAUUACAUGACUGAGGACUUGCAGAUCAAGAAAUACAUAAGAACAGAAGAAAUCAUUGCAUUAGAAGAGAAAAUUGAUCACAUCAUUAAUUUCAUUGGUACUUGUUAACAUGCACAAAUUUUCAUGAAACAACAGACCUGAAAUUACACAUAUCACUGUCCUCAUACAUAUCUCCUUUCCACUGCUAUUCCCUGUUGAACUAUCCAUCCAGGCUAAUACGUACCAUUUGGCUUGCUUAUGGUUUUGAAGAUUCCUCACAGUUGCGGGUCCUGGCCAAAGCGAUCUGUAGACAGCCCACUAGCAACAAGCAGUCUUUAAUGUACACUCAGUGAUCAAGAUAAUUAUUUUUUGCAUAUAUCAUGUUCAACAGGAAAAAGAAUAAUACUAUGUUAAAUUACACAUGUAGUUCCCAGGCCCCAAUGAAUGUGUUUUUAUACUGUUUUUAGGAAAAUCCAGCAGGUUCCUCUUUUCUGCUGAGCAGAGUAUAUCUAGUGAGAUUUGUCCUACUAAUUUUAGUGUACAUUACUUAUAAGCCAUGUUUUGGGUUCUACAAACAGAGUUAUGUGGUUUAUCCUUGCUGCAUAACUAUGUACAGUUAGCCUAGCCAAUGUAUGAUUCUUCCUUAAAAUUUCUAAUAAAGCGCAUGUUAUUACAGCUUUGUGCUUCCAUAUGUCUUAAGUUUCUACACAAUGCUUAGAGGUUUUAUUUCCAUGUGGAGCAACCCAAAUAGCAAUCACACACAGAAAAAAGUUCAUGCCACAGUGACUCAUGUCCUGUGGCUCUCCUGCACGGAAGCUACCCAGAAUAAGUGACCUUUUUACCUUGACUUUUGUAAAGCCUACUGGCCCUGUAUACCCUUGUCAUGUCACUGCUGUGUCUUGUGGCUGUGUCCACCUCUAUUUAUACUGCACUUAAAAAAAAAGUCUGUUUGAGCUCAAUAUUUAGAUUGUGUCUGACAAUGUGAUCGAGUAGAUUAGGUUUAUUUUUAAGGCAUAUCGUAUUUGUAUACCAUUUAUUUAGCAUCUGCUUUUAUUUUAUGUAAAUUGUUUCCUUUUGAAAGAAAUAUAUAUAUAACUGAUUACAACCAUUUCAUCCUAUAAAUCAUAUGCAACACAUUAUGGAUUUAUAUUUGCCUAGAGAAAUUAUUCAUUCAGAAGUCCACCUUGAAUAACAAAAGAUAACUUUUCUAAAUGUGAUGAAUAUACCAUAAUAUCUAAUAUAUUACCAAAGUUGAUAUAUCUACAUAUACAUAUAAAUAUGUAUCAGUACUGUGUACAUUUCAUUUAUGGAAUGUUAAGUAGGCUUUUGCAAGGGAGAUUAACAAAGAUUAUAGAUCUAGGAGAUGAGACAAUGGUUUAUAUAUGUGCCUUCGUUUUGUAUUUGGAAUGAAAUAAAAUAUUAGUAACA
Messenger RNA from Penaeus indicus, 12858 nucleotides. RefSeq names its product titin-like. Gene Ontology annotation, molecular function: syntaxin-1 binding; diacylglycerol binding; calmodulin binding. Gene Ontology annotation, cellular component: synaptic vesicle membrane; plasma membrane; presynaptic active zone cytoplasmic component. The transcript is spliced from 22 exons. Gene Ontology annotation, biological process: neuromuscular junction development; synaptic vesicle priming; synaptic vesicle maturation. Lineage: Eukaryota; Metazoa; Arthropoda; Malacostraca; Decapoda; Penaeidae. Bases 636 to 10769 code for a protein of 3377 amino acids. The record is from RefSeq and is a predicted model, not a curated record.